Molecule: messenger RNA, 633 nt
Organism: Centropristis striata (black sea bass)
Lineage: Eukaryota; Metazoa; Chordata; Actinopteri; Perciformes; Serranidae
Product: claudin-4-like
Exons: 1
Coding region: 1-633 (210 amino acids)
Biological process (GO): bicellular tight junction assembly; cell adhesion
Cellular component (GO): plasma membrane; bicellular tight junction
Molecular function (GO): structural molecule activity
Source: RefSeq, a predicted model, not a curated record
AUGGUGUCACUGGGACGACAGAUGCUGGGCUUCGCCCUCGCCAUCAUCGGCUUCCUGGGGACCAUCAUCGUGUGCGCCCUGCCCAUGUGGAAAGUGACGGCGUUCAUCGGAGCCAACAUUGUGACGGCGCAGGUCAUCUGGGAAGGCUUGUGGAUGAACUGUGUGACGCAGAGUACAGGCCAGAUGCAGUGCAAGAUCUAUGACUCCAUGCUGGCUUUACCUCAGGACCUGCAGGCCGCCAGAGCCCUCGUCAUCAUCGCCAUCAUCGUCUCCGCCUUCGGCGUCCUUUUGGGCAUCGCCGGGGGAAAGUGCACCAACUUUGUGGAGGAUGAGCAGGCCAAAACCAAGGUGGCCAUCGCUGCUGGGAUCGUCUUCAUCUGUGCCGGCGUCCUCGUCCUCAUCCCCGUGUGCUGGUCGGCCAACACCAUCAUCAGAGAUUUCUACAACCCCAUCAUGACCAACGCCCAGAGGAGGGAGCUGGGCGCCGCGCUCUACAUCGGCUGGGGCACGGCGGCGCUCCUCAUCCUGGGCGGGGCCCUCCUCUGCAGCUCCUGUCCGGCCAAAGAAAGCCCAGAGUAUCCAGUGAAGUACUCCGGGGCCCGGUCCACAGCCACCAGCAGGGCCUACGUCUGA